Aspergillus mulundensis is the source of this 7158-nucleotide messenger RNA. It is a transcript of the gene tor, whose product is annotated as putative TOR pathway phosphatidylinositol 3-kinase TorA. Bases 1 to 7158 code for a protein of 2385 amino acids. Gene Ontology annotation, biological process: TOR signaling; protein phosphorylation; negative regulation of macroautophagy. NCBI's taxonomy places the organism in Eukaryota, Fungi, Ascomycota, Eurotiomycetes, Eurotiales, Aspergillaceae. Gene Ontology annotation, molecular function: protein serine/threonine kinase activity; protein binding; protein-containing complex binding. The record is from RefSeq and is a predicted model, not a curated record. The transcript is spliced from 4 exons. Gene Ontology annotation, cellular component: TORC2 complex; TORC1 complex; nucleus.
AUGGCGCAAGCGUUUCCCCUCACGGACGUCAUCCAGAGGCUCUUUACCGAGUUGAAGUCUAAGAAUGAGGAUACGCGGAUUCGAGCUGCUUAUGAGCUUCACGAAAAUGUGUUGGCCCUCUCAAGAGAUUGGCCCCCCGAGAAGUUCGUUGACAUUCAUAACGCCAUUAGUCAACGCAUUGCGCAGCUCAUUGUCACCGGCAGUGAUGCCCAUGAACGAAUUGGUGGUAUUCUUGCGCUUGAUCGGUUAAUAGAUUUCGAGGGGGUGGAUAAUGCACAGAAGACAACCAGAUUCGCGAGUUAUCUGCGGAGCGCGCUCCGCAGCAAUGAUAAUGCCGUACUUGUGUACGCUGCGCGGGCACUCGGUCGCUUGGCCAAGCCUGGUGGUGCCCUUACUGCGGAACUGGUUGAAAGUGAGAUACAGUCGGCAUUGGAAUGGCUUCAGUCUGAACGACAAGAAGGCCGGCGGUUCGCUGCCGUUCUGGUUAUUCGAGAGCUCGCAAAGGGCUCCCCCACUCUCCUCUACGGGUUUGUUUCCCAGGUUUUCGAACUUAUCUGGGUUGCUCUCAGGGACCCCAAGGUGCUUAUCCGAGAAACUGCUGCGGAAGCCGUGAGCGAAUGCUUCGAAAUCAUUGCCGCGAGAGAUAUGCAGGUCCGGCAGCUAUGGUUUGCGAGGAUAUAUGAGGAAGCGCUUCAAGGCUUGAAGUCAAAUAAUAUGGACUGGAUCCACGGCUCGCUCUUGAUACUUAAAGAGCUUCUCCUCAAAGGAGCUAUGUUCAUGAAUGAGCACUAUCGGAAUGCUUGUGAAAUCGUGCUUCGUCUCAAGGACCACCGGGAUCCCAAAAUUCGGACCCAGGUUGUUCUCACAAUUCCCAUUCUCGCCUCCUAUGCUCCCGUUGACUUCACCGAAACAUAUCUGCACAGAUUCAUGGUGUAUCUUCAAGCUCAGUUGAAGAGGGAAAAGGAGCGAAAUGCCGCUUUUGUAGCCAUUGGAAAGAUUGCCAAUGCGGUUGGUGUGGCCAUCGCACAAUACCUCGACGGUAUCAUUGUAUACAUCCGCGAAGGACUGGCCAUGAAGGCGCGGAAUCGCGCUGCUAUAAAUGAAGCCCCCAUGUUUGAAUGCAUCAGUAUGCUAUCGCUAGCUGUGGGGCAGGCUCUCAGCAAAUAUAUGGAAUCACUUCUCGAUCCCAUUUUUGCCUGUGGCUUAAGCGAAUCCCUUACCCAGGCUCUUGUUGACAUGGCCCAUUACGUACCACCAAUAAAAUCGACAAUUCAAGUAAAGCUACUGGACAUGCUAAGCCUCAUCCUGGAUGGCACGCCUUUCCGACCUCUGGGUUGUCCUGAAAGCAGGCUGCCUCCGCUGCCAUCGUUUGCUAAAGACUUCACCCUGCAGGAGCUACAUUCUGAUACUGAGAUUGCCUUAGCCCUGCAUACUCUGGGAAGCUUUGACUUCUCUGGACAUAUUUUGAAUGAGUUUGUGCGCGAUGUCGCUAUCCACUACGUCGAGAACGACAACCCUGAGAUUCGGAAAGCUGCUGCCCUUACAUGCUGCCAACUAUUCGUGCACGACCCCAUCAUCAAUCAAACAAGCAGCCACUCGAUUCAAGUUGUGAGCGAAGUCAUUGAUAAACUAUUGACGGUCGGCGUUGGUGAUCCGGACGCCGAAAUCCGACGCACUGUCCUAUGGUCCCUCGAUCGCAAAUUUGACCGGCACCUUGCGCGGCCAGAGAACAUCCGAUGUCUCUUUUUAGCAGUCAAUGACGAGGUUUUUGCCGUCAGAGAGGCGGCUAUUUGCAUCAUUGGGCGUCUUUCCAGUGUUAAUCCGGCCUAUGUCUUCCCACCUCUGCGAAAAUUGCUGGUGAACUUGCUGACCGGGCUCGGGUUUGCAAGCACUGGCCGCCAGAAGGAAGAAAGUGCCCAGCUUAUUAGCCUGUUUGUUUCGAAUGCCACGAAACUGAUACGGUCGUAUGUUGACCCUAUGGUUACAACACUGUUACCGAAAGCAACCGAUGCCAACCAUGGUGUUGCUUCCACUACGCUAAAAGCUGUUGGCGAACUUGCAAGCGUUGGGGGAAGCGAUAUGAAAGUUUAUCUGCCCAAGCUUAUGCCGAUUAUCCUGGAUGCACUGCAGGACCUUUCUUCUCAUGCGAAGAGAGAAGCGGCUUUGCGAACGCUAGGCCAAAUAGCCAGCAACUCUGGCUAUGUCAUCGACCCGUACACCGAACAUCCUCAUCUUCUAGCGGUACUCAUCGGCAUCAUAAAGACGGAGCAGACAGGAUCACUUCGCAAAGAGACAAUAAAGGUUUUGGGAGUCCUUGGUGCUCUGGAUCCCUACAAAUACCAGCAAAUAAGCGAGACUGCACCGGAUGUCCACCACAUUAACGAGGUGCAGACAGUGUCUGAUGUCAGUCUCAUCAUGCAGGGUCUUGCUCCGUCCAAUGAAGAGUAUUAUCCAACUGUUGUUAUACACACCCUCAUGCAGAACAUACUCCGCGAAAAUUCCCUUCAACAACACCAUUCUUCUGUUAUCGAUGCGAUAGUCACGAUAUUCAAGACGCUUGGCGUGAAGUGUGUCCCCUUCCUCGGCCAGAUUCUUCCUGGCUUUAUUUCCGUCAUCCGCAGUUCGCAGCCAAGUCGGCUUGAAACUUAUUUUAACCAAAUGGCAAUCCUUGUCAAUAUUGUGAAACAGCACAUCAGGGCCUUUCUCCCUGAGAUUAUUGAGGUUGUUCAGGAGUACUGGGACGUCUCAUAUCAGGUUCAAACAACCAUUCUCUCGCUUGUGGAUGCGAUAGCCAAGUCUCUCGAGGGCGAAUUCAAAAAAUACUUGGCCAAUCUCAUUCCUCCAAUGCUGGACACACUGGAGAAUGAUAGCUCGUCGCGGCGCCAGGCUUCAGAAAGAAUCCUGCACAGCUUUCUGAUCUUCGGCUCCAGCGGGGAAGAGUACAUGCAUUUGAUUGUGCCCUCUAUCGUCCGUCUAUUCGAUAGAGUUCAAAACCCGGCCAGUAUCAGAAAGUCAGCUAUUGACAGCCUGACAAAACUGUCGCGGCAGGUAAACGUUUCCGACUUUGCGUCCUUGAUUGUACACUCUCUAUCACGCGUCGUUGCCGGCAACGAUCGCACGUUACGGCAGGCUGCCAUGGACUGCAUCUGCUCUCUGAUAUUCCAGCUUGGUCAAGACUUUAACCAUUAUAUCCAUCUGCUGAACAAGGUUCUUAAGCAGCAUCAAGUCACUCAUGUUAAUUACCAGAUUCUUGUGACAAAGCUCCAAAAAGGAGAUCCACUUCCACAGGAUCUGAACCCUGAUGAGAGCUAUGCACAGUUGGCAGAUGAUGCCAUCUAUGCUGAGGUUGGUCAAAAGAAGAUAGUAGUCAAUCAACAGCAUCUGAAGAAUGCUUGGGACGCAUCGCAGAAGUCAACACGUGAGGAUUGGCAAGAAUGGAUCCGACGUUUCAGCGUGGAGUUAUUGAAGGAGUCACCUUCACCGGCUCUGCGCGCUUGCGCCAGUUUGGCCGGUAUUUAUCAACCGCUCGCCAGAGACCUGUUCAACGCUGCCUUCGUCUCUUGCUGGACAGAACUGUAUGAUCAGUAUCAGGAGGAGCUUGUCCGGUCAAUUGAGAAGGCGCUCACUUCACCGAACAUUCCACCUGAGAUCCUCCAGAUUCUUCUCAACCUUGCAGAGUUUAUGGAGCACGACGACAAGGCGCUACCAAUCGACAUCCGCACUCUAGGCAAAUACGCCGCCAAGUGUCACGCGUUUGCCAAAGCUCUUCACUACAAGGAACUCGAGUUUGAACAAGACCAGAAUUCUGGAGCAGUAGAAGCCCUGAUCACUAUCAAUAAUCAACUUCAGCAGUCCGAUGCUGCUAUUGGUAUUCUUCGAAAGGCCCAGGCUUAUCGGGACGUUGAGCUGAAGGAGACCUGGUUUGAGAAACUUCAGCGCUGGGAAGAAGCUCUUGCGGCCUACAAGCGUCGCGAAAGGAUUGACCCCGACUCUUUCGGUAUUACAAUGGGAAAGAUGCGCUGUCUACACGCUCUUGGAGAGUGGAAAGUCCUGUCUGACCUGGCUCAGGAGAAAUGGAAUCAGGCUUCUCUGGAACAUCGUAAAUCAAUUGCUCCAUUAGCCGCGGCAGCUGCAUGGGGUCGUGGCCAGUGGGAAUUGAUGGACUCGUAUCUUGGAGUCAUGAAAGAACAAUCCCCUGACCGUUCUUUCUUUGGAGCUAUUCUGGCGAUCCACCGCAAUCAAUUUGAUGAAGCCGCCAUGUACAUCGAGAAAGCUCGGAAUGGGCUUGACACGGAGCUCUCAGCACUGCUCGGAGAGUCAUAUAACCGCGCCUACAAUGUUGUUGUCCGCGUUCAGAUGCUAGCUGAACUCGAGGAGAUUAUCACCUACAAACAGAACGUUGGUGACCCAGAGAGGCAAGAUGCGAUGCGCCAGACUUGGAACAGGCGACUUCUCGGCUGCCAGCAGAAUGUGGAGGUAUGGCAACGUAUGCUGAAGGUUAGAGCACUUGUUACAACUCCGAGAGAGAAUCUAGACAUGUGGAUCAAGUUUGCCAACUUGUGCCGCAAAUCUAAUCGGAUGGGUCUGGCUGAACGCUCUCUUGCAUCGCUGGAGACAGUCAUGUCUGACGGUAGCGGUGGUACACGAAUUAUCUCGCCUCCAGAAGUCACUUAUGCUCGUCUAAAAUUUAGCUGGGCAACUGGCCGUCAACGCGAGGCUCUCCAAAUGCUGAGGGAGUUUACCGGCAAUCUUACGGAAGACUUUACUCGUUUCAAUGCUCUUGUGGCUUCGCAAUCCGACCAUAAUGGUACCAACGGUGUCAAUGGUAUCACAGAAGGAAAUCAUACGGAUAUCAUGGGUCUAAGAGAGCGCGUUGGUGAUGUCAACAAGUUCAGAAAGCUCCUUGCUAAGAGUUAUUUGAGACUUGGAGAAUGGCAAACCGCCCUACAACGAGGAGAUUGGCGGCCCGAGCAUGUGCGUGAAGUCCUUAACGCAUACUCAGCGGCCACCAGAUACAACCGUGAUUCCUACAAAGCCUGGCACUCAUGGGCCCUGGCGAACUUUGAGGUUGUGACAACGAUUGCUAGUCAAGCAAGCAAGGAUGGCGGAAACCUGGCACUGGUUCCAGGGCAUAUUGUAACAGAACAUGUGAUCCCUGCUAUCCGUGGAUUCCUAAGGUCUAUUGCUCUUUCGUCAACAUCUUCUUUGCAAGACACCCUGCGACUGCUUACCCUCUGGUUCAAUCAUGGUGGCGACCAGGAAGUCAACUCAGUUGUUACAGAAAGCUUUACCGCUGUGAAUAUUGACACAUGGCUUGCUGUGACACCCCAGCUUAUCGCCCGUAUCAACCAGCCCAACUUCCGGGUUCGCAGCGCUGUUCAUCGCUUGCUGGCCGAGGUUGGCAAGACCCAUCCUCAAGCUCUCGUGUACCCACUUACAGUUGCGAUGAAAUCGAAUGUUGCUCGACGAUCACAGUCUGCAAGUAAUAUUAUGGAGAGCAUGCGGACGCAUAGUGCAAACUUGGUUGAGCAAGCGGAUCUUGUAAGUCACGAGCUGAUCAGAGUCGCUGUUCUUUGGCACGAGCUCUGGCACGAAGGACUAGAAGAAGCCUCACGACUCUACUUUGGUGACCAUAACGUCGAGGGAAUGUUCUCAACACUUGCCCCGCUUCAUGAGUUGCUUGACAAGGGUGCUGAAACGCUGCGUGAGGUAUCAUUUGCUCAAGCAUUUGGACGCGACCUUGCCGAGGCCAAGCAUUACUGCAUGCUGUUCCGUGAAACUGAAGAAAUCGGUGAUCUAAACCAGGCCUGGGACCUGUAUUACACCGUCUUCCGAAAGAUCAGCAGACAGCUACCACAGCUCUCAACCCUAGACCUGAAAUAUGUCUCACCCAAGCUCAAAGACUGCGUGGAUCUUGAUCUAGCUGUUCCUGGAACUUACCAGAGCGGCAGGCCGAUCAUCCGCAUCAUCAGUUUCGAUCCUAUCCUCCACGUUCUUCAAACCAAGAAACGGCCACGAAGGAUGACAUUGAAGGGCAGUGAUGGCAGCUCCUACAUGUACGUGGUCAAGGGUCACGAAGAUAUCCGACAAGAUGAGAGAGUCAUGCAAUUGUUCGGCUUGGUCAACACUCUGCUUGAUAAUGACAGUGAGAGUUUCAAGAGACAUCUGACGGUGCAGCGAUUCCCCGCCAUUCCACUGUCUCAAAACUCUGGUAUCAUUGGCUGGGUCACCAACAGUGACACCUUGCACGCCUUGAUCAAGGAAUACCGAGAGACUCGACGCAUUCUUCUCAACAUCGAACACAGGAUCAUGUUGCAAAUGGCACCGGACUAUGACAACCUAACGCUCAUGCAAAAGGUUGAAGUCUUUGGCUACGCCAUGGACAAUACGACUGGAAAGGACUUGUACCGGGUUUUGUGGCUGAAGAGUAAGAGCUCCGAGGCCUGGCUUGAGCGGCGAACCAACUACACUCGGUCUCUUGGUGUCAUGUCCAUGGUCGGCUACAUCCUUGGUCUGGGUGACCGCCACCCUUCCAAUCUUCUCUUGGACCGGGGGACCGGAAAGGUGGUCCACAUCGAUUUUGGUGACUGCUUCGAAGUAGCAAUGCAUCGUGAGAAGUAUCCGGAGCGGGUGCCAUUCCGCCUCACGCGUAUGUUGACCUUUGCAAUGGAAGUCAGCAAUAUUGAAGGAAGCUACCGAAUCACUUGUGAAGCGGUUAUGCGAGUGAUACGUGAGAACAAGGACUCGUUGAUGGCUGUUCUGGAGGCUUUCAUUCACGACCCUCUGAUCAACUGGCGUCUUGGAAUCCGGGAGUCUCCUGACAGGAUGCCAUUCAACGCGGAACGUCGCCAAUCGAUUGUUUCGAAUGUGAACCUCGAACACGGCGUUCAGCCCAGUAACUUCUCCCGCCAUCGACGGCCUUCGAUUCUUGAAGGCGGUAUCCUCGACGCUCAAGAAGGCGUUCCCAACGAGGCUCGCGAGGCGCAAAACGCAAGAGCCUUACAGGUGCUGGCGCGGGUGCGCGAGAAACUGACCGGUCGGGACUUCAAGCCCAGCGACGAGCUCAAUGUGAGCGAUCAAGUUGACAAGCUUCUCGCGCAGGCAACUAGCGUGGAGAACAUAUGCCAACAUUGGAUUGGAUGGUGCAGUUUCUGGUGA